UUUCCAAUGAAAAUUUAUUGCUUAAUUUACUUGUGGCAAAAUUCGACGGAAAGUUCAAAAAAUGGAAAAUAGCAAUUCGACUCGCACUGCGAUUCCAAAAACUGAAACUUCAAUGUCCGAGAAGAAAAAGAAACCCGACAGCCUAAGAGCAGAAACUCCACAACCGAAAAGAUCUACAGGCAUUAAGGAUGUAAUCGAUAUAAUCUGGGCUGCUCUCAUCUUCGUUCUCAUGAUUGUCGUUCGGUUCCUUCAUUCUGCAUUCGAGAUUCUUUCCGACAUAUUUGUGAAAGUCUAUCGUAUUCUUAUCUUUUGCUACCGUAAACCAAAUCAUGCAAAAGAGCUCUUCAAAUCAACUCUCAAUAUUAUCAAAGUAUCCUAUGAUGCUGAGAUCUGGACUUGGACUGAUAUGUGGGAAAUCUUCAAGUCUCAUUUGGUAACUCCAAUGACAAAACAGCCACCCGCACGUCCAGCUCCUCAAUCUGCUAAACAAAAAUAGGAAGGAAGAAAUACAACAUUGAAACGAGGAAACUAAUAAAGCUUGUCGAUUUAAAAUU
This is a messenger RNA of Caenorhabditis elegans, 554 nucleotides long. It is a transcript of the gene K09G1.2, whose product is annotated as Protein RER1. The record is from RefSeq and is marked reviewed. Lineage: Eukaryota; Metazoa; Nematoda; Chromadorea; Rhabditida; Rhabditidae. Bases 62 to 496 code for a protein of 144 amino acids. The transcript has 3 exons.